AUGUUUAACUGGCUAUUCAUUUUAUUCACUUAUCAUCCUUGGUUAUGUGUUAUAUUGUCUAUUAUAUUGUUGUUAGGUGUUUAUGAUUUAUUGACUACUCCAAUGGAAAUUGAAGGAAUUUUUACAAUACCUAAUGAAUUACCAAUUUUCGGGCAUUUAAUUCAAAUUAUAAAUAAUCCUUCCUUGGUGUUUUUAAAUUGGUGUAACUUAUAUAAUGAAUCAAUAUUUCAAAUUAGAAUUGGGAAUACUAGAUACGUUGUAGUUAAUUCAUAUAAUGAUGUUUUUAAUCUUUGGAUAAAUUAUUCAUGUCAAAAUAAUUCAAGACCUAUUCAUUAUACUUUUCAUAAGUUAGUUAGUUCUUAUCAAGGCUAUACUAUUGGUUCAACCCCUUCAAGUCCAACAUGUAAACGGAAAAAGAAAUCAAUUGGGAAAUUUAUGACUCGAUCAUCAAUUGAUCAAUAUAGAGAAAUUAUUAAUGAAAAUAUAAAUCAGACAAUACACGAAUUGUUUAAGCAUACUUAUGAUGAAAUUGAUUUGAUGAAGUAUUUUCAGCAGUAUAUUUUAAAGACUAGUAUUAUGAUAAGUUAUGGUAUUGAAUUGACAGAUACAGAAUUAAUUGAUAAAAUUAUAUAUGUUGAAAAUCAAAUUAUAAAAUUAAGGUCUUCAAUUUCAUGCUUACAAGAUACUAUACCAGUAUUAAGAAUAUUCCCAUCGAGAGCUAGAUCAUUAGGUAAACGAAGAGAAGUCUAUAUGAAUAAAUUUAUGAAAGAAUUAGAUUUAAAUAGUGAACGAGGUUGGAAUAGUAUCGUUGGUAAUUUAUUAACCAAUGAGUCAUUGACAGUUGAAGAAAUUCAAAGUGUUUGUUUAACUUUGGUAAGUGCUGGUUUGGAUAAUACUCCAUUAAAUUUGAAUUAUCUAUUUGGUGUGAUAUCGAGUAGAGAGGAUAUACAAUUGAAUGCAUUACGUAAUAUUCUAGAAACUUCAAAUGAUAAUUUAGAACUAGCAUGGGAGCAGCUGCAAACUGUUAAAUGCGAUUAUGUAUAUGCAAUAGUUUUAGAGUGUUUGAGAAAUUUUUCAGUCCUACCAUUAAGUUUACCUAGACUAACUACAAAGACAAUAAAUUACAAGGGCCUAAUUCUACCAAAUGGAACAAAUUUAUUAAUGAAUACAUAUUCUGCAAAUCAUGAUCCGGAAAUAUUUGAUAAUCCCUAUGAAUUCAGACCUGAAAGAUGGUUAAAAGAUGGUAAAUUAAUUAUAAACCCAGCUAGUUCAUUUCAAAAUCAUUUCACAUUUGGUGCUGGUUCAAGAAUGUGUUCUGGAAAUAACCUUGCAACUAAAGAAAUUUAUGAAAUUACAAUUAGGUUAUUAUUAAUAUUUGAAAUUAUAACAAAUGAAGAAUUUGAACUUAAUCCAUUCAGAUCAAAUACAAAUCCAAAAGGAAUAUCAUUUGAGCCGAAGCAACAUUGUAUAAUACUAAAACCAAGAUAUUUAACAGGAUUUGAGAAAUUAUAUGAAUUAAUAAAUAGGUAA
Messenger RNA from Insectozyma verbasci, 1530 nucleotides. NCBI's taxonomy places the organism in Eukaryota, Fungi, Ascomycota, Pichiomycetes, Serinales, Debaryomycetaceae. The record is from the annotation of a GenBank genome assembly.